UCAUCCAUUCGCAGCGCACGCGCCCAAGCCGAUCGCAAUUAUUGCAUUGUGGAUCAAUAAGACCACAGUGCUGUGCAAUCAAUAAUGCACUCGUUCGCCGUCGCGCUUCUGCUGUCCAGUGCAGCAGCCUUUGCCCCCAAGGCGGCGAGCCGGCCCAGCGUAGCCGUCGCGGCCAUGCCGUCGCAGGACGAGCUCAAGAAGCAGGUUGGGUAUCAAGCCAUCGACGACUACGUGACCAGUGGCAUGAAGGUCGGCCUGGGCACGGGCUCGACGGCCGCGUUCGCCGUCGAGCGGCUGGGCAUGUUGCUCAAGGAUGGCACUUUAAAAGAUAUCAUCGCCGUGCCCACUUCGGUCAGGACGAAGGAGCAGGCCGAGGAGUUGGGCAUUCCUUUAACCACUUUGGAUGAAUUUUCCAGGUUGGACGUCGCGAUCGACGGCGCCGACGAGGUCGACCCUGACCUCAACUUGGUCAAGGGCGGCGGCGGCGCCUUGCUGAGGGAGAAGAUGGUCGAGAUCGUCGCGGACAAGUUUAUUGUGAUUGUCGACGAGUCGAAGCUGUGCGAUGCGCUCGGCCCCGGCUUCCCGGUGCGAUCUCGGCGUCCCGCGGUGCUGCGGUGCCUUUACGCCAUCGACGCGACUCGUGUCCAUCGAUUUGAGGCCAUUCGGACCGAGUCGAGCGACCGCGAUGCUCCGCGCAGGUACCGGUCGAGAUCACGCCCUUCUGCCACGAGCACACGAUUCGCGUUGUUGGUGACUUGCCCGCACUCAAGGGCAAGUGCAAACCGGUCCUCAGGAUGGGCUCGUCGUCGAACAACCAGAACGACGGCGACAACAUCGCGGUCACGGACAAUGGUAACUACAUCGUCGACCUGGUCUUCGACAAACCGAUUGAAGACGCGCCGGCGGCGGCGGCGCAGCUCAAAAACACGUGCGGCGUCGUCGACCACGGCUUCUUCAUCGGCAUGACGACGGCGGUGAUCAUCGCGGGCCAGGAGGGGAUCUCCGUGAAGACGCCCUAGGUAGCGGAGUAAGGGUGUUUGCCGAUUUACUCCUCGAGUGGGGGAGGGGUUGUGUCGACGUCGUCGACGACGACGCGGAUGCCGCGGGUAGCCGUGGGACCGAACGUCAGCGAGACGCCCGGCGGCGUCCUGUAGCAGAUGAUCCACUCGCCGUCGUGCACCGUCCAGCACGAGAAGAGGACGAUCGAGGCGACGUGGGUCACGUGGCACGUCUGCAGCGAGGGGAUGCCGGCCAUCAGCUGGUGGAGGGUUCGCGGCGUGAGCGCUCCCAAGGGCGCUGGCUCGCCGCCGACGUGGACGUCGCCGCACUGGUCGUCAAUUAUGAGUUUCUUGAGGGACGGGCAGAAGGGCAGCGCGGAGUCCCAAUUGAACGAGGAUCGCCAUCCUACCUGAAUUGAGAGGGUCUCGAGCUUCGGCAAGCGCUCAGGUAGCCAGCCUACUCUGCUCUCGGGAGCGACGUAGCCAAAGAAUGCCAAUGAGAGAUGUUUGAGGGUCGGAUGAUUUUCAAAAGCAUCGAGGGAGCCAUUGGGAUCGGCUACUAAAAUAGAACUCCCUUGGGGCCCCGGCACACUCAAAGUUAAUUUCAGCGAGAGUGUCGUCAGGGGCGCCGCUGCGAUGGCGUGGCGGAUGGCUGAGUUUACUCCACCGACACUGCGUCGUGUGCCACGAGCGCGCGCGGGAAGUCGCCUUCGAUCCGUGCGGUCACUUCGUGUGUUGCUCGGAAUGCGGCGAGCGCGUGUUGACGUGCCCGCUAUGUCGUGGUACCAUAGAAGGAAAGCUCCGGAUCUAUGUAGGGUAAUACUUAGACGCCUA
Molecule: messenger RNA, 1832 nt
Organism: Pelagomonas calceolata
Lineage: Eukaryota; Pelagophyceae; Pelagomonadales; Pelagomonadaceae
Source: the annotation of a GenBank genome assembly